Syzygium oleosum is the source of this 1617-nucleotide messenger RNA. RefSeq names its product exopolygalacturonase-like. NCBI's taxonomy places the organism in Eukaryota, Viridiplantae, Streptophyta, Magnoliopsida, Myrtales, Myrtaceae. The record is from RefSeq and is a predicted model, not a curated record. The coding region runs from base 78 to 1340 and encodes 420 amino acids. Gene Ontology annotation, molecular function: polygalacturonase activity. Gene Ontology annotation, biological process: carbohydrate metabolic process. The transcript has 5 exons.
GCCUCAGGCUUGUACAUUUUCAGUUUUCCAGGAGAGGUGAAAAGAAAACUGAAGUACAGGCCCUCAUCAAGGUCAUAAUGGCCACCUUAGGAGGAAUUAUCGCAGGCAAAGCCAUAGCACUAGGGCUGGUUUUGCUUGCUUGUUGGGUGGCCGGAGGCGAGUCUCGAGGCCCCAUUUUUGGUGCUAUCAGGGCAGUCCGCCAUGGCCUUGUCGGAACUGGUGCUACAGUUUUCGAUGUCACUAAUUAUGGCGCAAAGGCUGAUGGAAAGACCGACAAUGCAUUGGCAUUUAUAAAGGCAUGGAACGCAGCAUGCCACAGUAAUGGUCCGGCCAAACUGGUGAUCCCAACAGGGACAUUCCUGUCCGGACCUGUGGUGUUUCAGGGGCCAUGUGAGGGUUCAAACCCGAUCACUAUUGAAGUUCAGGGUAACAUAAUAGCAAGCACUGAUAUCAGUGAAUAUUCGGAAGAUGGGUGGUUCUGGUUCGAGAUGAUCGAUGGGUUGGUCCUCAAAGGAGGAAUUUUUGAUGGGCAAGGCCAGACUGCGUGGCAAUACAACGAUUGCAAGCACAACAGCGGUUGCCAACACCUCCCCGUGUCACUCAAGUUUAACAAAGUGAAAAACACCAUCGUAGAUGGGGUGACAUCACUGAACAGCAAGGGCUUCCAUUUUUCCCUAACAUUCUCACAGAACUUCACCGGCGUCAACCUCAACAUAUCGGCUCCAGGAAACAGCCCAAACACAGACGGAAUCCGUUUGAGCAGUUCUGACCGCAUCAACAUCUCAAGCAGCUUCAUUGCAACCGGUGACGAUUGCAUCGGAAUUAUCCAAGGUGCCACGAACGUCACCAUCACGCAAAUCACUUGCGGCCCCGGUCACGGCAUCAGUAUCGGCAGCCUCGGCAAGUAUCCUGAGGAAAAGGAUGUGAUCGGCGUGCAUGUGAGGAACGCCACGUUGACAAACACCACGAAUGGCGUCCGAAUCAAGACCUACCCAGGAGCAAGGCAGCUUCACGCUUCGGACAUUAUCUUUGAAGACAUCGUCCUUAAUAACGUGAAGAACCCGAUCAUCAUUGACCAGAAUUACGGCUCCCACAAGGUCAUAAAGCCAUCUAGUGUGAAGGUGAGCGAUGUGCACUUCAAGAACAUUAGGGGAACCACGAUCUCGGACCUGGCGGUCUUGCUGUCAUGCAGCUCGUCAAACCCAUGUGACCAGGUCGAACUGUCCGACAUCAACUUGUCCUAUGCCGGGACGCCGUUGAGGAACAAGAACAUGACAUCGUCGUGCAUGAACACGAAGCCUACCUUCAGCGGCACGCAAAACCCACCAGCUUGUCAGUAGCUUGUCUCUGUGAUUGUGUCGAGAUUAGCAAUGGAUAAACCAUUGCCUCUUUGAGAGUAUAACUAAGAGGGCAACGCUUCAGCUUGUCUCUUGGAGUUUUCCCGUCAAUGAAUACAAAGGAACAAGGAUAUAAAAGAAACAAAGUUCACCGGAGCUUACCGCCACAUGAAUCAAUGUGUGCUCUGAGUGAGCGCUCGUGUUAUAGAUAAAGUAGCUACAGAUGUUGAAAGUAAAUGCUAUUUGGCAUAUAUAUAUUUCCUCUUCGUUUUUGAAGACA